AAUUAGAGCGGGGAGGGCGGCGGCGGAGGCGGCAUUUGCCGCGUUAGCCCUUCUGCCCCCCCCAGCCCCGUCUCGGAGAACAGGAGGCGCGGUGCAAGAUGCCGUUUCCUACGGGGGGCUCCACCUGACGCACUCCUGCCUGCCUGGGCCUGUCCCUCCUCGCCCCACUCCUCCUUCCUCAAGGCCUGUCCUGGGAUAUGGUGUGUGGGGAGGGGGGGUCGUCCUUCCCCCUCGCUUCCCCCAGACCAGCGAGCAAGGCCGCGCCGGGGCCCGACUCUCCACCCCACCCCCCACUCCCGGGCAGCCUUUCGGGCCUCCUCGCCGUCGAGGUCGUUGCUUCUCCGCCGCCGCGUGACCGCGAUUGGGACCCGCUCCGCCCAUGCAGCUCCUGGCCCUGGUGUGGCGGAGGCUGCUGCGCAAACGCUGGGUGCUGGCGGUGGUCUUCGGCCUCUCCCUGGUCUGCUUUCUCAGCAGCACCUUCAAGCAGGAAGAAAGAGUGCUCCGAGGUUGGAAUGUCCCCCAAAUGCAAGAUGAAGAUCAUCCAAUUGCAUGGAAAGUACAGUUUAGCCUAGGAAACAACAGCCAGUCAAGUAACCAAUGUCGAAACUCCGUUCAAGGGAAACUGUUGAUUACAGAUGAAUUGGGUUACAUCUGUGAAAGAAAGGAUGUGCUUACAAAUGGUUGUUGCAACAUUGAAGCACCCAGUGCAAAGCAGUUCAGCUGUGACACUUGCUUGCCCAGUGGAUGCUGCAGUGUGUAUGAGGCCUGUGUUUCUUGCUGCCUGCAGCCUAAUAAACAACAACUCUUGGAAGAUUUUCUGAACCGAGCGGCAGUGGCCUUCCAAAACCUUUUUAUGGCUGUGGAAGAUCACUUUGAGUUGUGUCUGGCAAAAUGCAGGACGUCAUCACAGAGUGUGCAACAUGAAAAUACCUACCGCAACCCAGUCGCCAAGUAUUGCUAUGGCGAGUACCCCCCGGACCUCCUAGCUAACUGAAAGCUACAAGGAAACUGGUGCUGAUACAGCAGAAACUGGAUCAAUGCUGUCUUGAUAAAUAGAGCGGCAUUGCUUGUGCUGACCCAUUUGACCUGCCUUCUACUGCAGGAUCCAACUUAACCUCAUGGAAGAACCUACCUUGGAUUGUUAGCUUGCUUACAUCUUUCCUGCUUUUGGAAAAUGGACCACUGAGAAACGUUUCCAAUGAUGACACCAGAGGACGAUAUGUAGGCCUCACAUUUGGCCAAACUUCUUUCUGAAUUAUGUGAAAUGUAUAUAUACAUCCCUGUACCUUAUGACCUUUCUCAGAAAGAUAGAUAAAUGGAGCUAAGAGGAAAAGACAGUGAACCCAUUAGAUGAGAGAAUGCCAAACUCAUGGUGGAGCAUAGUGGAGGUAGAGAAGAUACCUUGCAUCCUUGAUGCAAAUUGUUCUGUAUAAAUAAGAUUUAUUUAUUGCAAUUCAUAUGGGCAGGGUUUUGUUGCUUGGUUCGAGAUGUAUUUGAUGAAUUUUGAAGCUGGUGUGAGAAGAAAGGUGAUUUUUAACUAAGGAAGAGUUCAUGGAAGGCAUUUUUUUCUGGGAUUAAUUUUCCUACAUGUACUGAUUCACCUUUUCCACAAUGUAUGGAUUUCAUUCUUUCAUACAAUGCUGAUUGUUUUCUGUUAAGGAAGCUUCACAGUACUAGGAAAAAGGGAUUUCUGCAAGCACACAAAUGAAGAUGUCAUCAUUAAAUGUAAUUACUGGCUCUUUUGUUGUUGGGGAAUAUAUUCCUAGAAUAUCUGGUCUGUAAAUGCAUUCAGUAUCUUCAGUAGAAGAUACUUCCACUGGCUUUCAAUUCAGCAUGAUUUUGUAACACCAGCUGUGCAGGGCAGCCCUUGGGUUAUUUGAGAUUUAUUUUACUCCCUCCAGUGACAAAAGGUGAUUGGGACACAACUAAAUAUUUGGUGAUGCCACCAUUUCCUUCUCCUGUUUUACUGAAGCUGAAACUGCCAGGGAUUUUAAAAUAGCUAAUGAAAUCUCCCUGGCUGUGAUACUGUACUCUUAAUCUGAUUGGGGAACAGUGAUCUGCUGUGUUUACAGGUAAAGCAUCAUACAGGAUUCCAUAAGACAAAUGAAAAAAUGUGGAUGCCUAGAGUUUGGAAGGCCUGGGGAAAAGAAAUUGAAAAACUGUCCCCUCCCCCAUUGUUAAAAGCCUUUUUUGUUGUUUUUUUCAAAAGAACUGGAAAAAUUAAUGUUGAAUAAAGUCUCAGAAGUCUGUCAUUAAGAUCUUCAUGUUAUACAUUUUGAAUAUCAUGUCGUAGACAUAUUAUUUACCACUGUAAAAGAACAUAUUCCACACUAUAUUUUUUCGAUUUUUCUAGACAAAACCAAAAAAUGGCUUUGGAAAAAAAACUGUUUUCCCCUAGUUUUUCUGUUAUUUCCCCAGGCCUUUCUAUUUCUAGGGAUGUCUCAAACAAACAAACAAACAAACAAACAAAAAACCAUAAUUAUGAAACUAGACCUCAGAUCAGCACCAAAUUUGACAUGGAUGUAGCAGAAAGUCCGCUCUCGCUCUGUGCCAAGUUUGGGGACAUUUGGGCAAAGGAUUUUUGAAUUGUGAUUUU
Molecule: messenger RNA, 2596 nt
Organism: Pogona vitticeps (central bearded dragon)
Lineage: Eukaryota; Metazoa; Chordata; Lepidosauria; Squamata; Agamidae
Source: RefSeq, a predicted model, not a curated record